Messenger RNA from Labeo rohita (rohu), 813 nucleotides. RefSeq names its product hatching enzyme 1.2. NCBI's taxonomy places the organism in Eukaryota, Metazoa, Chordata, Actinopteri, Cypriniformes, Cyprinidae. Gene Ontology annotation, molecular function: metalloendopeptidase activity; zinc ion binding. The record is from RefSeq and is a predicted model, not a curated record. The transcript has 9 exons. The coding region runs from base 1 to 813 and encodes 270 amino acids. Gene Ontology annotation, biological process: proteolysis.
AUGAUUGAUAAAAAGGAAAAUCGAAGGGGCAAGAGAGAAAAUCAGAGACUCAAAAUACAGGUGCUGCCCACUGAUCAAGAUAUCCAGUCUCAGAAGCAUGAUGAUAUGGAUAUAUUCUCAAGAAUUCUGGAAGCAAACAAAGAGAUCAGUGAUGUGCUUCUGGAGGGAGAUAUAGCCUUACCCAAAACAAGGAAUGCCAUGAAAUGCUUGAACGACUACUGCAAAUGGCCAAAAUCCCCAUCUGGACUGGUUGAAGUGCCAUAUACCAUUGCUAAAGAUUUCUAUGAUGAUGAGAAAGCAGUGAUUCAAAAUGCAAUGAAGAGCAUCGCUGCAAAAACCUGCGUCCGUUUUGUUCCACGAACCAAUCAAUUGGACUACGUCAGCAUUGAGAAUCAAAUAGGCUGCUCGUCUACUGUAGGGAGAUCAGGCGGUAAACAGCAGUUGUCUCUGUCCGUGGACGGCUGUGUUUCUCACGGGAUCAUUGAGCACGAGCUCAUCCAUUCUCUGGGCUUCCACCACGAACACACCAGGAGCGACAGAGACCAGUACGUCCAGAUCAACUGGCAGAAUAUUCCACAAGCAUCUGCAUACAACUUUCAGAAGAAGGACACAAAUAAUCUGAAUACCCCUUAUGACUACAACUCCAUCAUGCAUUAUGGAAGGACCGCCUUCGCCAUACAGUAUGGCAAGGAAACCAUCACUCCUAUUCCUAACUCUUCAGUGCAGAUCGGACAGAGACAGGAAAUGUCUAACAUUGACGUUCAGAAGAUCAACAAGCUGUACGAGUGUGGUGAGCACAUUACACGCAUGUAG